UGCUCGAGAGCGAGAGACAAAGUGAAAUAGGGAGAGAGAAAGAGAGAGAGAGAGAGAGAGAGAGAGAAAGAGAGUACAAAUCAACCUGCCUCGGUCAGAACAACAGGGAGGAGGACACAAUACAGCUGAGUGAACGGGCAGGCUUUUUCUUGUUCCGUUGAUACACAGCACACACUGACAGAGAGAAAAGAGAGGGAGGACGGAGGGACGUGAGAGAGAGAGAGAGAGAGAGAGAGAGAGCGAGAGAGAGAGAGAGAGGGAGAGAGAGAGCAAAAAUGCUGUCACUGGGGGGAAGGGGGGAGACGACAGCAGGCUGGAAGAAGACAAGGUCCAGCAGACAUAUGGAGGAUGCUAACAUGUAAUGGGCAGUGAUGAUCAAGAGCACAUGAGUGUCUGGAGACUCUGGAGAGACCGGUUGGCUUCAUCAGGAAUCAAGUCCUCCCUCUGCCUCAACACUGGAGCACACUUUCAUAUCUGGGUGGAUUCUGCAUUAGCGAGUAAUGAGAAGGCAGCAUCUCCUGUUCAAGCUUGUUCAAAGCAAUGAGAAACAGCUGUCUUGCUGCGACAUGCCCACAAUGACUUCCUGAGUAUUCCUAGUAGUGCAAGAGACUGCAAUAGGCUGUCUUCUGCAAGUUGUGGACAGGUUCCUGUAACAGAGGCAUGACCUCUCCUUCAUACCUUGUGCACAUGUAUCAGUCAACUAGUUCCUCCGCAGCAACUUACCAGUCAACCCACAGUAAGAGAGAGGGGUAGCCGGGGUAGAGAAGAGAGACCUAAAGGAAGUCUGAGGGAUUGGGGUGUGUUGAAUGGACAAGUGCACCAUGCAGUCGGACGACCUUUUCAUCCGCAAGUUCCGCCGGCAAAGCCCUCGCCCAAACCUGGCCGCCGUGAGCUUCGAUCCCAAGCGGGAAAACGGAGUGCGGACACGAGUGGUGGCAGAGUGGCCACCCAGAAGGGAGGGUGAGGGGACAGAAGGUGAGAGCGUGAUGCCCAGUAGGGUGGGGCUCAACCUUCGCUCAGUUGGGAGGGGACACAUCAUGCAGCGCAGCAACAGCGAUGUAACCCUGGGGGACCUAGACUCUGCAGGAAAGGCUGGGGUGAAAGUCGCCCGGACUGUGGGUGAGAACACGGGACCGGGGGGUCAGGGGGAACCUGGGAUCGUCCUCCAUCGAGAAUAUGGGAGUCUCUCAUCUCUGGAGAGGCAGAGUCGAUCUGUAGAGCCAUGCUCAGAGGACCAGGGAGUCCUCAGUCCCAAUGCUAUGCGCUUCAAGGAUCCCUUCCUCUUACUUGGCCUCCAGGAGACCCCGCCUGAGCCAGAUGGCUUUUUCCGAGCCCUCUCUGCACCUGCUGGGGAUACUCCAAAACCAGCCAAACCCCCGAAGCCGGAGUCGCUUGGGAAGAAGGCAAAACCAACUUCUCCUCAGAUUCUUCCCGAACAGCCAGUUGGUGGAGGCUGGGUGCGCAACUUCGCCCAUUAUGACGUGCAGAGCAUCCUGUUCGACUUGACCGAGGCGGCUACCAACAGGGACAGUGUGGGCCGCAAGAAGAACAUUACCUCUGGGGCCUCGGCUGCCUCACAGCUCCGCCCCGUGGCACAAACCGCUCCCUCUUCUCCUUCCCUGAGUGGAGGAGGAGGGGGUGGAACAGCAGGUGGCUCCAACGUUGAGGAACCUGAGCAGGCUCUGCUGGAUGAAGGGGAUGGCAAUGACAACGACCUAUUGCUCAGCUGCCCACAUUUCCGCAAUGAGAUGGGUGGAGAGGAAAGGGCAGGGCUAGGCAUGGCCCGAGGUGCCGGUGGCCGCUGGAGGAGCCUGCAGAGUCCCAACGAUGCCGUGUCUGUGCUAGAAGAACCUCGAGAGAGCCAUAUCCAGCAACAGGGAAAGAGCAACUACUUCAUAGAACAUGCGGACCUGGGUGCCCGCUACUACCACAAAUACUUCUACAUGAAAGACCAUCAAAACUUCUUUGGCAUGGACGAGCGAUUAGGGCCAGUGGCCAUCAGUUUCCGCCGUGAAGAGAAGGAAGCAUCCAGCGGAGCUCAGUACAACUACAGGAUCAUAUUCAGGACCACAGAGUUGAAGACUCUUCGUGGUUCCAUCCUGGAAGAGUCAGUGCCGUCAGCAGCGCGACACACGACCCCUCGAGGGAUCUCUCCAAAGAGACUACUGGAAUUCAUCCUGCCAGACCUCAACCUGCACUGUCUGAGGCUGGCCUCCACCUCGCCCAAAGUCCGCGACACACUGCUCAAACUGGACGAGCAAGGGCUGAAUUUCCAGCGGAAAGUGGGAGUGAUGUACUGUCGGGCUGGGCAGAGCACGGAGGAGGACAUGUAUAAUAACGAGAGUGCCGGGCCAGCUUUCGACGAGUUCCUGGACCUGCUGGGGGAGAGAGUGCGACUGAAAGGCUGGGAGAAAUACAGAGCGCAGCUCGACACCAAGACGGAUUCCACGGGGACACACUCCCUGUACACGCGCUAUCAAGACUACGAGAUCAUGUUCCACGUUUCCACCAUGCUCCCCUACACAGCCAACAACAGACAACAGCUACUGAGGAAGAGGCACAUAGGGAACGACAUUGUAACAAUAGUCUUCCAGGAGCCCGGCGCACUGCCAUUCACACCCAAAGCCAUCCGUUCCCACUUCCAGCACGUCUUCAUCAUUGUCCAGGUUCACGAGCCCUGCACGGAAAACACCUAUUACAGAGUCGCUGUAACUCGCUCGAAGGACAUCCCUCUGUUUGGCCCUCUCUUCCCUAAAGGAGCCAGAUUCCCCCGCUCUCUUGCCUUCCGUGACUUCCUGCUGGCCAAAGCCAUUAACGCAGAGAACGCAGCCGAGAAGUCUGAGAAGUUCCGCUCCAUGGCCACACGAACGCGGCAGGAGUACCUGAAAGACCUGGCGGAGAAUUACGUCACCACCACGCCCAUCGACUCUUCUACCAAGUUUCCCCUGCUGUCACUGGGUGGCAAGCGCAAGGAUAAGCUAAAGGGGGCCAAGGGGGCGGAGCUCCAUAGCGCAGGGGCCCUGGUGUGGGCCGUCUGCGGCACUCAGGAAAACGGCGGGCCGAAGCUACCCUGCCUGCUGGGCGUUUCCGCCGAAUCAGUGGUGCUGAUUGAACGCUACACAAAGAGGGUGGUCUUCAACUGCUCCUGCCGUGAUGUGAUUGGCUGGAAGGCAGUGACUGAGGCAGGGGCUAAAGGCGGUCCUUGCCUGGACAUCUUUUAUGAGAGGGGGGAGGCAGUGUCCAUCACAGUGCCAGAGAGUCAGGCAGAGGAUAUUAAGGAGGUGGUGCAAAGACUUGAGCUGGUGACGCGGGGCUGCGAGGCGCGAGAGGUGACCCCUCUACGGGACAGUGUGGGUCAGCCAGGCUUCCUGAUGAGCGAGGAGGGCUUUGUGACAGAUCUGCAGCGGUUCUGCUACGCUGAAAGCGACGGUUUGCAGAAGGGGGCACGUGUGGUGCGCCUCUGCGGCCAGCCACUGGUACACCUCAGCCAAGAGGAGAGGAGCAGGCUGCUGCGCACCGCCCCCAAAAUCCACAUCACCGUCAUCCCACCAGAUGAGAACGGCAAACCACGCAGGAGUUUCUCCGAGCUCUAUCAGAAGUCCAUCCAGGAUGCGGAGAGCAAGUCCGGUGAGGGGCAGUCGGGCGAGGCCUGGGUGUUGGAUGAGCGGGAGGUGCAGGAAGAGCAGCAGGAGCAAGAGGAGAUAAAGGAGCUGGAAGAGGAGGAGCGGGAGCAGGGAGAGGGAGAGGAGUCGGUCAGUGUGACCAGGCCGGAUGGGAGAGAAGCAGAAACGGAGGAGGAGGAGAAUGGGGAGGCAGGACAGGGGGGUUCCACCUGCCUCUUGUCCCCUCCCAGCCUGCCUCUGUUGCGUGCCGCCUCUCUACAGGACAGUCCCCUGUCCCAGGGUCUGGAGGUCAACCCUUCAGCCCUCACACGCAGCUACUCACUGGAGAGACACCCGCCCUACCAGGACAUCUUAGACGGUCAUGUGUACGAUAACGUUGGGCUGAAGGUGAAUAAGCACAUCUACGAGAACCCUGGAGAACUGAAAGACGCGACCCCUGACCUUAUACUGGCAGUCAAACCGAAAGUGCCUCUGGAGGAGGAGCAGAUUGGAGUGGAUGAGGGGGGUGAGGAGAGGCCAUCGGGGAGUGACGUACUGCUCCGCUCAGCGUGUAUGGAGAGAGCUGAGAGGAACUCCAGAGCGCUGAGUCUUCAUAACUCCAUCACAAAGAUUCUUUCAGAAACUGCUGAUUCGUCAGAGGAGGAGUGGCAGUCCAUUUCGGACCUGGCUACAGCUUGCAGGAGCAUUCUAGAAGCCUUGUCGCGAGAAGACCGGAAGGCAGGAGAUGGCAGCCAGGCAGCAGCAGACACUGGGACCUUGCUGGGUCAGACAGACGCCAAGCUCAAAGAUAUUAAAGACAGUGACUCACCCAGUCAUCUGGAGGAGAAGGUGUCCCAGUUGGAGGCCAUGCUGAAACGACUACAGGAUGACCUCCAAAAGGAGAAAGAGGACAAGGCGGUGCUCCAGGCAGAGGUGCAGAGUCUGAGGCAGAACAACCAGCGGCUACAGGAAGAGUCGCAGACAACCGUGGCGCGCCUCAUCAAAGUCACCGAGCUGCUGUGCAAUGUCAACAAGCCCUGCUAGUAGAACGAGCCUGCAAGAAACACCCUUUUAGAGACUAAUGAAGAUCAGUACAAAUGCAAGUCCUGCUAGCAAUGCAAUCCAACCUGCAAGACCCAUAGAGACUCAUAGAGAUCACUGAGGAAUGACACAAAUGUUAGCAAGCCCUGCUAACAAAGCAAGUCAUCUGAAAUGGAUAUGUCCUUAAUUCCUACUAGCAAAGUGUGCCAUCCAUAUCAAUUAUAUAAGAUGUUGGCCAGUUAUGGUGUCCAAACCAAAAUGCCCAGAGCCCGUAUAUAAACUCAUAAAGAUUACUGAGGAAUGACACACAUGCUAGCAAGGUCCACUAGCAAAGCAAGUCAACCAAAGUUUUGUGAAAGACAGACAUAAACCUAUGAAUAUGGCUGUGUUGGCCACCCAUAACAACUCCGUAAGAAUGAUCUAAAUACUAGCAGGACCAGCUAGCAAAGUAAGGCUGUAGCAACAUAUAAGGCAAGGAAGUAAGGGAUAUUUUAGCAUGUAGCAUUUGUAUUUGAAGGUGGGUAGGUGUACACUGGGGGCAAACAAAGUCAAAAACAAAAAAGAAUGCCAGCCUACAGGAUGUAGAAAUAUCACACAGGGACUAGCUGUGUUAAUAGUCAUAUAGUACUUUUAAAAAAACCUUUAUUGUAAGAGCAAAAUAGAACCCUAGAGCCUGUUUUGAGCUCCAGGCCUGCUGAAAUGAAGAAUUCAAUGCUAAGCUUUGGUUUCACUAGUGGCUUAACAGAAUUAAGGCCACUUAUUUCCUGUCAAACCUCAUUAAAUCCAGCAUUAUGGACUUUGGGUGAUGUUUAUAGACAUAUACAGUGAACAGGGCCAACCAAGAAUUUGUUGUCCAACCUAAAAUGAAGACAUUUCUGAUAAUGAAUGACAGUUAGGUGUUCAUUUAGCAUAAUGAGAUCAUGCUAAGUUGUACCCAGUAGCUUUCGUUUGUUGUUAGCCUUUCUGAAACAAGUGUUCUUUUAAGGGAAUAUAGGGGAUUUUUUUUCUAUGCUCUUAUUAAUGAUUAAUUGAACACCUUCAAACAGUCCCUGCUGACAUUGAAAGCCCAUUAAUAUUUACAAAUCUGGACAUAUCUGUACAGCAUGUUGUUGAGAAACCAGCGUGGACAAGACUGCUCAAAGCUUCUCAGAGUAGGAAUGCUAAUUUAGGAUUGGUUCAUAUCUGUAAGGUCGUAGUAAAGAAGAGAGGCACCCUAGAUCAGCAUGCCUACUCUGAGAAGCUUUAUGAGUACAUGCCUUGCUCACAUAAUUAUGGUGCCCAUAUUUCAAACAGAUUGCUAGAUCUAGUUUGUCCUUGAAUCUAGUUUGGGGCCUCAGAUUAGCUGCUAGCCCAUCGUCAUCCUGCCUAUUAGCAUGCUACUUGAUUAGCGUAUGUCUGCUAUCAUGUUAAUGUGUCUGGCUGACUCUAGGUCAUUUCAUAACAACAGAUCUCCUGAAAUUUUAGAAAAGUCUAGCAACAGCAACAACAAGUUUAGGACUAGAAGACUGAAUCAGUUUUGUAUCAGUCUACUGACCAACCACGGCUUUUUAUUUCUCUAAUUUAGCUCAUUUAUAGCUAAUUUUUAGACCUGGACACCUCUGCAGAAUUGUCUGUCCUCUAUGCCUCCUACACUUCCAUCUCUCCUUCCCUAAGGUUGGCUUUGCGGUAUUGCUAACUCCUACACAGAUGGACACUGCAGGGGUGGCCAAACAGCUGCAGGAUAUAUUAAAAUGGAAGUGAAUUUAGCAUCUAUGGACCUAAAUCAUCUGCUUCUGAAAGACAACCUAGCCUGGAACCUUCUUUCACAUCAGUGUCAUUGACAAUGAAUGGACCUUCUGCAAGCCUCAAAAUGAAGGACUAAAUAAAAUAGCCUCUUCUCGCAUAUGUAAGAUAAUGUGAAAACCUGUCAAAAAAGCUAUUUGCAAACUAAACAUUGUGAACACUUAAACUCCAAGGGAGUGGAAUUGUACUUUUGGAUGCAGCUUCUAUUACUGGAAGGAAAGACUCCUCUCGCUGGACAUGAAGGGAAAUGCAUCUGACCACAAAAGGGAAACUUGACUUGAAAUAGAUGGGAUUCCUGCAUCUAGUGACAAGACUGAGCCUUUUUUGCUGUAUUCAAAGACAUUUAUAGAAGUCUACUGAUAUUGUAUGGUAUUUGCUUUCAAUAAGUCACUGCUGGCUCAAGAUGUAAACUCCACGUUAGCCUCCUGCGUGUGCUUUGAAUCGCUCACAUGGGAAUGGACUGUCUGCUUUGGGACGUUGCACACGUACACAUUUACAGUUGUUCCUUUUUAUCGGCCCUGCACAUCACUUAUACACCGAAGUACUCACACUUCUUACCUCACGUCAGAUCCACUGAUGGUGACAUCACAAUGUGACAUAAAGCAAGAAAAGAAAUGAACUCUUAGCCUUGUUGCCAGUGCAAACCCUCCACCGCAAGGCAUGUGCGCACCCUGGACUACACUUGACCAAAUCAGACAGUCAUACAAACACGUACAUGCAAAGGGAUGCCAAGAGAAAUGUUGAAGAACCCGGUCAACAUGUCUGUAUGUUGUACAUAGUCUUUUAAGCUCCUCCUCUUGUUAUUUUAGAGUCACUGUGAUAAGCCGGUACCAGCAGAUUCUCAUAUAAUGAAGAUUAAAUUAUAACUCUUUAUCUUUAUGUCUUAUGUGAAGAUGUACAGCCAAAACAAUUCAGUGUUACUUCCCUCUGAGGCUCCACAGCUAGACCGAAACAGGUCUGGCCUAGCAUUCUCAGUGAAGCGUUGGCCAGUUACGGAGUUACAGGACUUGUAACACUGUGCAACGGUUUAGAUUUCUAUGAGAACGUGGAGUUCAGGCUUAAAGGAACCGGAAAAUUCGAAUUUACACAAUUUUCUACUUAGUCUAGAUGUAAUCAUCCUGCCGAGGCGCAUUUGGUGUUCAAAUUUUGCUUCUUGCAUUUAAAACGGGAGCUUCGAGGCUAAUGCUAAAUGCUAACAACACUGGACGUCAACGGUCACUCAAACAUUUUCUUUAAAUACAUCCGUAAACUUCUCUCAGCUUCAUUGAGUUCAGAUGGGCUUGUCAAUGUUGCUUAGAGCAAAGCGUGACUUAUUGUGAACUAUAAAAAUGACCAAAACGUCAUUAUGUAGCUGGGAACUGUGAAACCUCACUCACGUCUAUUUUCCACAAGUGGAUCGGAAUGCACUUCAGUGGUGUUAGCCUCAGCGAGCUAAUCAUUUAGCCAUGCAAACUUUGCAAUACAAAAUGUUUUUUGGAGAAGUUUGAGCAUAACAUGGAUGAAAUUUAUGAAUCAUUGCUUUGUCUGGCUAUAAAUGCGAUGCAGAGCCGCGGUGUAGUGCCUGUCUCUUAGUUGUUCCUAGCCAUGUCUGCUUUAGCAUGCUAACUAGCAAGCUAGCACAGUAAAGAAGUUGUAUUUCAUGUAUAAUAAGAGUAGUUUGUGGCUGAAGCCCAGCAAAUUGAAGGCUGUGGUUUUAUAAUGUUAAGCAUUUUGUAGCAGUUUACUGCUUUGGCUUAUAAACAGUUAUCCGACAUUAUUUUCAGGUUCGAAAAAGGAAAGAUUUUUGUGGCUAAGGGCUCAUCUAACACACUUAACUUGCACUAAUAAAGAUCUUUAACAUGGCAACAGUUGAUUCUUCUGAGGAGGCAAAGUGGAUGAGGGCUUGUUAAAACUGGUGUUAAAAGGGCGGCAGGUGUUAUGCUGAAUUCUGACUCUCCUUCAUGUGCAUGACAACAUGCAGGCAUACAAACGCUAAAUACUACGUUCACGAUUAUUUCUUUGUUAAUAGCUGUUAAACCUGAAUUUUCAAGCUGAAGAUGUUUAGAAAUAGAAACAGCAGAACUCAAGAUUGUAAUCUAGUGACCAUACAACACAGUACCUAUUGUAAUAAAUAUCCUUGGGAUGCAGUCCGCAUUACCUUAAUGAAGAUCUGAAUGCAGUUUGAGCCGCUUGUGAGAGGUUUUGGGGAUGUAUUUACAGAAAAGAUGUGGGUGACUGUUGACUUCUGUUGUUGCUUAGUAACAUUAGCCUCAUACCUCCAGUUUAAAACUGAAGAAGCAAAAAUUGUCAUGACAGACACGCCUCGGCUGAUCAGCUACAUCUGGAAAAAGUGCUGAAUUGUGUACGUUUGGUUUUUGAUCAAACUAUUCCUUUAAUAUCAGACAUCAAAGUGUGCUCAGGCAGGUUUAAUGCAAGCCCUCUCCAGUGAUGCAUUGUGGUAUAUAUUCAGCCAAAUGCUAAUGUAAAAGAACUCUUUCCUGUUCAAUUGUGUGUCUCAUAGUUUUAGAGAAUGUAGGGGGGUUGGCAAGUAUGGGAAUGCACCAAGCAACUUCCAGUUCCCCUCUGUAUGUGUGUAUGUAUGUAAAAAAAAAUGUAAUAACUUAUUAAUCUUGCAAAUGUGGAUUUUAUUGUUGGAUGUCUUUGAACUAGAGGGGUGGGGAUGUUAAUUCACAAACUACUGACUGGGAGGUUAUAAGGUUAUCAGCAUUUUGUUUUUUUUUCUUUCUGUUUUUUCUAGAAAUUUUAUUUUGUAAGAGCUCAAAUGUAACUUGAUCGCAAUGCAGAGGCAGUACUUGGUUUAUUAUUAAUAUCAAUAUCGGCUGUUAAAGGCAGAAUAUUCUUUCCUCCAGGUUUUGUAUGCCAUACGGUAUGCCUUAACGUGGUACACUUUCUUGAGAAAACCGGAAAGUGGGGUAAUCUUGGUGAAGGAACAGCUGGACGGUAUGAAGGCUGAGACCUGUUUGAAGGGUUUACUGUGAGGAAUUCCUGUACUUUCCUGUUCUGAAUGAUCUCCAUCAGUCAAUAUGCCACUUCUUCCCAUCUCUUUCAAAGAUUCAGCACCUUGCCCUUUAUCAGCGUUUCUGUUUCAGAUCUAGGAAACAUGCUCUUUGUUGGAAACAUGGCUCUUUCAGUUUAAAGCAAUCAUUUUUAUGCACUUUAAGGUUUUAACUUAACUUUCCCACACAGGAUCUUGUGCUUUCAGUAAAAAUCGUCUUAGAAUCUUGGUGCUCUCAGUGAUAUAGUUUAGAUUUUCAGUGAUGGACAACAUUCUCCAUUUAAACAUGCACUAUAACCUUGUGGAGAAAGUGAUGGAGUCAUGGCUUUGGUGUAGUGAUGGUUUUAAUUUACUUUAUUCCAAUGUUUUAUUUCCACUUAAGCAAAAUAUAUUACAAUAGCACAAAUUAGGCAUUUACUUUCUUUUUACUUUUGGCAAUAACUGUGUUUUCAUUUAUUUUAUUCAUGUGGAAAUGUUGUGCACAUUUCAGUCGAGCAAUGUCUGCACAAUGUGAAUGCAUAGCUAGUUGUGAAAAGAGGAAUUCCACCAAUUUUUCCACCAAAAUUUCUCAUUAAGUUAAGAAGAUGUAAGCAAACUUGUUUGAUGUAAAAAGCACCUAUUCUAGACAAUCUUAUCAACUGAGAAUUUACAUGCACUUAAUAAUCCGAUAACUGCAGAAAAUCAGAUUUUGUCAGUAAUGUGUUCGAGGUGUUUACAUGUACUUGAGUAAUCAGAUAAUGGUAAAACUCCAGGUCUACAUGAGUCAAGCAGUAAUCAGAUUUCUGCUUUACAACUGGCCAAUAAACGCACAGAAGAAGACGUAACAUAAAUGUAAUGAAAAUUUAAUGCUUUUUAAAAAAAAACAUCCCACCACUUUACCUGAAAAUAUGAACAUACAUCAUCUUAAAGAUGAAGAAUAUAUAAAUCCUUACUUUCGUGAAGCAUGUAGUUGGUUUCAGCGUCAUUCCAAAAGUGUUUCACUGCCAUCUCCUGGCAACGCUGCUCACUUAUUUCCAGUAUCACGAUCUGUUUCUGCACAUGCACAGACUGAGAAAUUUCAAAGAAAUCAGAGUAAGAGUUUACAUGCACUGAGAAAUCUGAUUACUAAGCUAAUCAGAUUUCUAGACCUUACUACAUUCUAAGAAAUCGGAGUAUGCUGUUUACAGGACCAUUUAAACAAUCAGAUAACUUAAGAAAUGUGAUUAUGAUCGGGUUAUUGAGUGUAUGUAAAUGCGCUCUGUGGUGGUAAUAGGAACCAGACGUCUCUAAAAGCUAUUUUUAGAUAUGUUUUUGAUAGUUUUGAUCAGAUUUAAGCCUAAACCUGUUGUUUUUCAUAGCAGUAUGAAACAGUAUAACAGUAUAAACAAGGCCCAAGAAGAACUUUCAGAUUUACCACCAUUUCACCAUCAUCAACACUGCAUAUAAAAACUCGAAGAAGACACGUUUAGGUUCACUCAUCAUUUUGGAUGUGAUCAUUGUAGACACUGACACUGACAUUCUCUGGUUCCUAUCAACACUACUGUAAAGAAAUCAACAUUCUGAGGUUUCUCUACGAUAAACCAUUUCACAUCAGACCAUUCAGAAUGACGUUCAUCUCAAAGACUUAAUGAAGGAUUAAGAGGAAAUUUUGAAAAACUGGUGGAAUUCUCAAUUGAGUUCCUUCAUGAACCAAAACAGCACUUGCAUUUUAAUACUUUACCUCAUUUUAUUUGCUUCUGCUUUGUUUUCUACUGUUUGAUUUGAUUGCUGUAUCUUACCAUGUAACGCCUUAUUCAGUAACAGCAGUAAGGCACAUACAGGCUCAUAGUUUUAAUAGACCAGAAGUGCAGAAAUGAGCUUAGCUGGCUCUCUCAGUAGGACAGCACUGUUGUACCACAAACUUUGAAGGAUCUGAACCACACGCAUCGUCAAAAUCCGUAUGCUAAAACUCAUACUCACUCACAUACACACUAUGCAUACUGGCCUGUGCUCUGCACAGGAGUUUUAGUUAUCAGGACCAAAGGCAGGGGAAUGUUUGAAGAGUCAAACAUGCAGACAAGGUGGAGGUAAAUGGUCAUUUGUGCUCUCUCUGUGUUCCUUUGACCCUGUGAGUGGAAUGGGCUGAUGAUUGAGUGUUGUUCUGUGUGAACUGGAGGGAUACUGGCAAUAAAAAUAAAAACUGAACUUGUAUCUGUAUAAAACAUAAA
This is a messenger RNA of Pygocentrus nattereri (red-bellied piranha), 11606 nucleotides long. RefSeq names its product signal-induced proliferation-associated protein 1. Gene Ontology annotation, molecular function: protein binding; GTPase activator activity. Gene Ontology annotation, biological process: establishment of epithelial cell polarity; activation of GTPase activity; epithelial cell morphogenesis. NCBI's taxonomy places the organism in Eukaryota, Metazoa, Chordata, Actinopteri, Characiformes, Serrasalmidae. Gene Ontology annotation, cellular component: Golgi apparatus; plasma membrane; cytoplasm. The transcript is spliced from 16 exons. The record is from RefSeq and is a predicted model, not a curated record. The coding region runs from base 807 to 4646 and encodes 1279 amino acids.